CAACGGACAGCUGGAACCUCAAUCGACCAAUCACAUUGCUUUUUUCAAGUUCUAUUGGCAACCCUGGGUUUAUUCAUGUUACACACCUAACAUAACACGGAGGUGUGUGCACACACACACACACAGUCAGGAAAUAUGUUAUACAUUUAGUAAUAUUAAAUAUAUGCAACACACAUUUGAGCAAACACGAAAAUUGCUGUUUUCAAAUACCUAAAAUUGUAAAGAAAAAAAACAAAACACCUAUCGGAUGAUUCUAACAUUGGCGUUAUUUAAGCUACAUUCCACGUAGCACGUACCUCUUCCAAGCAAGCACAAGCUGAAACAAGAAGAUAUUGUUCACAGGGUGUCUCAGCCCACACCCGUUUUUGUUAACUGUGUUCCUACAAUGGCCGGACUUGUAGUCGGUGUACUUACUGUUUUACUGGCGAUAUUAGCUGCUUGGUUUCUAUUUUUCACCAGAAGAAGGCGAGAAGAUGAACCUCCUCUAGAGAAUGGCUGGCUCCCUUAUUUAGGACUUGCCUUUCAAUUUGGGUCAAAUCCUCUUGAAUUUCUCCGAUCAAGACAAAAGAAAUAUGGUGAUGCUGUCACAUGUAAAAUAGCUGGGAGUUACUUUACAUUCAUUCUUGACCCAUUCUCAUACGGUGCUGUGUUUCGAAAUGGGAAAAACUUGGAUUUCCAAAAGUUUGCCAUUGAAACCUCAAGGAAGGUAUUUGGUCAUGCAGACUUCACUGAUCCCAAGUACAAUUUAACCUAUGAAGAACUACAUCACGUUUUUCGUCAAACCCUCCAGGGCCCAGCCUUGCACCCCUUAACAUCUAACAUGAUGGAGAACCUGCAGUUUGUGAUGUUAAGAAGCAAGACUUCGGCAUGGACCACAGAAGGACUAUACACCUUUACGUUUCGAAUCAUGUUUGAAGCUGGUUAUCUGACACUGUUUGGAAAAGACGAGAAGGCACUGAGGGAUGAUACAGAACAGUUUGAGGCCCACAAGGUUUUAAUACACACAGCCAUGAAUGAUUUCAAAGUGUUUGAUAAAGCUUUCCCACUAAUUGUUGCAGGUUUACCCAUAGGAAUUAUCAGAGGAGUAAAAGCAGCAAGAGAAGCCUUAGCUGAAAGACUUCAGCACAAGUACCUAAAGAAGAAUAGCAGUUUGUCAGCACUGAUAGAGCAGAGGAUGCAUUUUUUUGAUCUAGUGCCCCACCUUGAUGAGCUGGGCAAGGCUAGAACUCACAAUGUCAUGCUGUGGGCAUCACAGGCUAAUACCCUUCCUGCAACUUUCUGGAGCCUGUAUUAUAUGCUAAGGUCACCUGAAGCAAUGCAGGCAGCAAAAACUGAAGUUGAGAAUAUGCUUCAAGAAACUAAUCAGAAGUCUGGAGAUACUGAAAAACCAGUUAGCUUUUCUAAAGAUCAGCUUGACAACAUGCCAGUAACAAGCAGUAUAAUAGCUGAAGCUUUGCGUCUGUCCAGUGCCUCCAUUAUGAUCCGUAUUGCUACUGAAAACUUUACAAUGACCUUGGAUUCAGGUUCAAAGAUAGCUAUUCGCAAAGGAGACAGGGUUGCCCUCUAUCCUCAGAUGGUACACUUGGAUUCUGACAUAUAUGAAGAUCCUGAGGAAUUCAAGUUCAAUAGAUUCUUGGAUGAAAAUGGACAGAGGAAAACUACUUUCUACAAAAACGGUAGAAAAUUCAAGAAUUACCUGUUGCCGUUUGGAUCUGGCAUUAGCGAGUGCCCAGGCCGCUUUUUUGCAGUCAAUGAGAUAAAGCAGUUUCUGGCUUUGGUUCUGUGUUACUAUGACAUGGAACUGCAAGGUGAGGAAACCCUGCCUCUGGACAACUCUCGGGCUGGUCUUGGAAUACUGCAGCCAAAACAGGAUGUUCUGUUCAAAUACAAACUAAAAAACACAGCUACUGUAUGAGUAACAGAAUGUUUUUGUCUAGGAUGAGGAUAAAGCAAAUUUAAAUGUAAACAGUGUUUAUUUUCUCACAAACCCAACUGCAUUAUUUAUAAUACUGUAUUUCAACUGUUAGCUAUGCAAGCUCUAUUACACAAAUAUGCUAAUUGGAAAUAUCACGAGUUCAGCUAACUGUAUUAGUUUAAACUGUAUCUCGUUUGACUGAAGCCAGCCCCCCUUGUGGUGUGCUUUCUUGUUAUUUCAUAUCAACAAAUAGAGAAAUACAGUAUUGAAAACAGUGAAUUAGUGAGGGCUCUUACAGUUAUGUAUAGUGCAUGUCACAUUUUCACUCAACAUGACCAAACUAAUUAGUGAAUUGUCAAAUUGUGAUUUUUUUUAUUUUUUAUUAUUUUUUAUUAAUUGCUAGUAGAAACUGUUUGGUAUAGUGGGAAAUAUAUAUAGAGAAUACUGCGUGGGGUAGUUUAUGAUAAAGAGAAUUUACCACACCCGAGAGCAAAGCGUGAGGGGUUUAUCCAAGCAUCCCACCCCGAGGUGGUUUUGAAGGAAACUGCAUAGAAGUUUCACUAUCUCAAUUAAAGUCUGCAGCAGGAUACUUUACUUUUUUUGUAUGGGAUGCCUUGUGUUAAAAAAAAAAAAAAAGCGUUAAUAUUUUAACAUGUCCUUUUUUCCAGAUUAAACUUAAAUCUUGUAUUUUUUCACCAGAUUUAUAAAUCUUGUGAAAAUAAAUCUUUUUUUUUUUUUUUUUUUUUUUUUUAAAUGGGUACAUUCAGAUAUAAUUUAUAAAUGUAGUUACAAGAUUUAACAUUUAGCUAAAUGUUGAACUAAAUAUUUAGGAGCAUAUUUUUCAAGAUUUAUUCUGACACCAUAUUGUGUUUACUUUAGUUGGCUAGUAUUUUGUUAUCACUGCAAUCUUCAGAAACUACACAGGUAAGUAGUUUAAACGAAAUAGGAACUUUGUUUUCAUGCACACAAGUCGUACCUAACUGAGCAUGUUCCACUCUGAUUUUGAAGACUGCAUCAGAUCCUAUUGCCUGACCAUAUUACUGUUUGUAUCUACAUAGGGAGUUCUGGACUGUACCAUCUUUUGCUAUUUCUUUAACAGUACAGCAUCAAUGCUACAUACAGUGCAAGGUUUCAAAGUUUUAUAUACAUUUUAAUCAUUUUUAAAUACCCCUUUAAAUGGUAAAGAAAACAAGAUAACAGACUGGUUCUUUUGUGGUUCAAAGAGCUCCUUUGAUCUUGGGCAGAUGAAAAGUGGAUUUUGAGUAUAUAUGUUAAAGGCUCAAACUCAACUAAAACUGGUUCUCACACACAAAGAAAUCGGCUCACAGGAUGUCGCCUGGCGUGACUCCAAGAAAGUGGGGCUGGCUUUGUUCUCUGUGUAACUAUGUGGACUUGUGUUUCAUUACUGUCAGUAUAUUUCCAUGUAGGUCCUGUAGGUUUGGGACCUGAGUCCUGUAGGUUUGAGACCUGCAGUUUUGUUUGUAUGUGAUUGUGUUCUGUAUUGUCUUUUAGAUUUGCUUUGCUCCUAAAUUAAACUGUUUUGAUUGAAGAUUACCUGAAGAAGACUGACUUAUUAUUUUUAAUAAGAAAACUAACCUUGCAUUACUUAAAAAUGAAACUGGUCAACGUAGACACUUCUGUGAAGUUGUUCAAUUAACUGAGCUUCUGCUCAAAUAGCUGCAAGAUUUAAUGCCUAGAUAUGGGGAAAUCUGUACAAUUCCACAUAUAGGUAAGAUGUUUGAUACAUACUACUGUGGUAAUUACAUCUGAUUCUAUUCCCCCCAAAAUACAAUUAAGGUAACACAAAAACUGCCCAUGUAAUCAUACCUUACAUUAGUUAUGUGGAAAUGUACGUUUUGCAAUUUUUUUUUCAAAGCUGUUGAUUAGUAUUUCCCAAACAAAUACAAAAAUAGUAUGUUUUUUGGCCCCAGGACAAAUCUUUAAAAUCCAUGAUUUUUGACCUUCAUAAGCCUGUUUUCUCAUGUCUGAAAUUCUGCAUUAAAUGUAUAUUGAAUUACUGACUAAAUUAUGUGUACUAUUAUGUAUCAAAGUUUCAUUUUCAUGAUUGUGUGGCCAUAGGAUUGUCCAUCAUAACAUAAAUAAUAAUAAAAGGAUAUUAAGUACUAUAAGGAACAGCCCAUAUUAUUAAAGGGUACAUAAGGACCUUUUCAUUUAAUU
Polyodon spathula (Mississippi paddlefish) is the source of this 4093-nucleotide messenger RNA. RefSeq names its product cytochrome P450 7A1-like. The transcript has 6 exons. Lineage: Eukaryota; Metazoa; Chordata; Actinopteri; Acipenseriformes; Polyodontidae. The record is from RefSeq and is a predicted model, not a curated record. Gene Ontology annotation, biological process: cholesterol homeostasis; bile acid biosynthetic process. Gene Ontology annotation, molecular function: oxidoreductase activity, acting on paired donors, with incorporation or reduction of molecular oxygen; heme binding; steroid hydroxylase activity. Bases 386 to 1915 code for a protein of 509 amino acids.